AUGUCUGAACAGCCGAGUGGAUUUUAUUUGAGUUGCCGCAAUAAUAAUAUAGAAAAAGUAAAAGAAUAUUUAAUAACAAUAACGGAACAUGAAAUAAAUCGUCUUGAACCAAAUGGUAGCACUGCUUUGCAUGCGGCUAGUUACAAUGGACACGAUGAUAUUGUGAGACUUUUAUUGGACAAGGGAGCUUCAACUACAUUAAAAAAUCGAUAUGGUUAUACAGCUGAACAAGAAGCUAGAACUGGUAUAAUAAAAGGAUUAUUUCAACAACGGAAAAAAGCAUUUAUAGUCAAUAAAAAAACGGGUCAAACCUAUCCAUUAAAUGGUGUUAAACUGGACCCGAAUGGUGUUAAUGAUGCACCGAAUACAAUACAAUUUGGAUCUAUUCAAAACUCAAUUAAUCAACUUCCGCCAAUUGUCGAUUUGAGAAAAGACUGUACCACCGUUGAAAGUCAAGGACAGAUUAACAGUUGUGUUGGUAACGCGUUAGCCGGUGCCUAUGAAUACUUAAUUAAAAAAGAAACUGGAAAACAAAUUGAUGUAAGUAGACUAUUUAUUUAUUUUAAUGCACGUGCACAUAGAAGUCAACAUAUUCGAGAUGAAGGCUGUUAUAUUUCCGAUGCAAUUCACAUAUUAAAAACAAAGGGUGUUUGUAAAGAAUCUUAUUGGCCAUAUAAUAUUGCUCAUGUAAAUACAAAACCAUCAUUAAAUGCAUAUAAAGAAGCUAGUCCAUAUAUAGUUUAUGAUCGACAAGGAAUUAGAUUAAAUGCUAAUCUUCAACAAAUGAAGCAAUCAUUAGCUGACGGAUAUCCAUUUGCAUUUGGCUUAAUGACAUAUGAUUCGUUUGCUCAAUCAGCUCACAAUGGAGGACAUGUACUGAUGCCAAGUCAAACGGAUAAACAAAAAGGAUGUGCAGGACACUGUAUGUUAGCCGUGGGCUAUAAUGAUAUUCAUAAAAAAUUCAUUGUUCGAAAUUCUUAUGGAUCGCAUUGGGGAGACAAAGGAUAUAUUUAUAUCCCAUAUGAGUACAUGAGUAACCCGCACUAUAAUCAGGAUAUAUGGGCUAUAAGAAAAAUUGCACAGCGUAAUUCAAUACAACAACAAACUGAAGAGCAAAAAGAUCAACAAUAUGUUAAAGAUAACUCAUGGUUCUGGAAUCUCGAUAAUAAUUGGAUUAAAAAUAAUUUUCAACAAUUUUAUCAUUUCCACUCUGUUGUAUGUAUUAAAUCGCAACACUUUCAUCUACUUAAUCAGCAUCAUCUCUUUGGUUCAGCUGGUACUGCUACGUCUAAAGAUCAGGUACAGGAUCCGGAAACGGCUAUUGAUGAUGAUGACUGCUACAUUGAAUGGGCUGGUUAA
Didymodactylos carnosus is the source of this 1359-nucleotide messenger RNA. NCBI's taxonomy places the organism in Eukaryota, Metazoa, Rotifera, Eurotatoria, Philodinida, Philodinidae. The record is from the annotation of a GenBank genome assembly.